GAACGACCGAAUGUUCAGGUGCGGCGCAGAGGGCUGCGGGAAGAGCUUCUACGUGCUGCAGAGGCUGCAGGUUCACAUGAGGACGCACAACGGCGAGAAACCCUUCAUCUGCAAGGAGAAGAACUGUGGCAAGAAGUUCACCACGGCUGGAAACUUGAAGAACCACAGACGCAUACACACAGGAGAGAAACCUUUUCUGUGUGAAGCAGAUGGUUGUGGGCGAUCCUUUGCAGAGUAUUCCAGUCUACGAAAACACAUGCUCGUACAUUCUGGUGAGAAGCCUCAUCACUGUGGGAUCUGUGGGAAGACGUUCUCUCAGUCCGGCAGCAGAAACGUCCACAUGAGGAAGAGACACGGAGAGGAGGGGCUCAGCAGUGAAAGCAGAGAAACAGGAGAGGCUUUGACACAAAGCAGCCUGCUGGAGGCAGACGGUGAAAACGGAGACAGUAUGGUCACCAUGACAACAACUGUGGAGCCCAUGAAUCUUCACCACGCCAUGCUGAGAUCCCCAG
This is a messenger RNA of Plectropomus leopardus (leopard coralgrouper), 512 nucleotides long. The record is from RefSeq and is a predicted model, not a curated record. NCBI's taxonomy places the organism in Eukaryota, Metazoa, Chordata, Actinopteri, Perciformes, Serranidae.